AUGGAUGCAACAACACGUAGUGCCCAGAGUUCGGGGUUCGUCGGGAGAAAGGCGAAAAGGGAUUCUUCUGUGCGAUCUGUCAGAGAAGAGAAACACUACAGGUGUGAGGAGUGCAGCAAGCAGUUCAGUCGGAUGGAUAGUCUAAAGACACACAUGCGAACUCACACAGGUGAGACACCCUACAAGUGUGAGGAGUGCAGCAGGCAGUUCAGUGAGCUUGGAAGUCUGAGGGCUCACAUUCGCACUCACACAGGUGAGAAACCCUAUAAGUGUGAGGAGUGCAGCAAGCAGUUUAGUCAGCUGGGUAACCUGAAGGCUCACAUGCGGACUCACACAGGGGAGAAGCCCUACAGGUGUGAGGAGUGCAGCAGACAGUUCAGUCAGCUGGGUCAGCUGAACACCCACACGCGGACUCACACAGGUGAGAAACCCUACAGGUGUGAGGAGUGCAGCAGACAGUUCAGUCAGCUGGGUCAGCUGAACACCCACAUGCGGAGUCACACAGGUGAAAAACCCUACCAAUGUGAGGAGUGCAGCAGUCAGUUCAGUGAGCUGAGCAGUCUCAAGAAACAUAUACGAACUCACACAGGUGAGAAACCCUACAGGUGUGAGGAGUGCAGCAAACAGUUCAGUGAGCUGGGAAGUCUAAAAAAUCACAUGCGGACUCACACGGGUGAGAAACCUUACAGAUGUGAGGAGUGCAGCAAACAGUUCAGUGAGCUGGGAAAUCUAAAAACUCACAUGCGGACUCACACGGGUGAGAAACCUUACAGAUGUGAGGAGUGCAGCAGGCAAUUCAGCGUGCCUGGUAAUCUCAAGAAACACAUGCGGACUCACAGGGGAAAAGUCAAAGAUGUGAGGAGAGAAGCAGCCAGUUCAGCAAGCCAGCAUCUUGUUAAAAGUUGCACAAGAUCUAGGAGCAUGUCGACAACAAGCAGUGCCCAGAGUUUGGGUGACGUCAGGAGAAAGGUGAAAAAGGAUUCCUCUGUGCGAUCCGUCAAGGAGGAGAAACGCUACAGGUGUGAGGAGUGCAACAAGCAGUUCAGUCAGCUGGGUAAUCUGAACAAUCAUAUCCGGACUCACACAUGUGAGAAACCCUACAUGUGUGAGACGUGCAGUAGGCAGUUUAGUCAGAUAGGUGAUCUGAAGAGGCACAUUCGGACUCACACAGGCGAGAAACCCUACAGAUGUGAGGAGUGCAGCAGACAGUUUAGUGAGCUGGGUCAUCUCAAGACUCACAUGCGGACUCACACAGGUGAGAAACCCUACAGGUGUGAGGAGUGCAGCAGGCAGUUCAGUGUGCUGUGUAAUCUUGAAAGACAUAUGCGGACUCACACAGGUGAGAAACCCUACAAGUGUGGGGAGUGCAGCAGGCAGUUCGGUCAGCUGGGCAGUCUAAAAAAACACAUGCGGACCCACACGUUGGAGAAGCCGUACAAAUGUGAGGAGUGCAGCAGUCAGUUCAGUCAGCUGGGAAAUCUUAAGAAACACAUGCGGACUCACACAGGUGAGAAGCCCUACAAGUGUGAGGAAUGCAGCAGGCAGUUCAGUCGGCUGGAUUGUCUGAAAAGUCAUAUGCGGACUCACACAGGAGAAGCACCUUACAUGUGUGAGGAGUGUAGCAAGCACUUCGGUGAGCUGGGCAGUCUGAAAAAACACAUGCGGACUCACACAGGGGAAAAACCCUACAAGUGUGAGGAGUGCAGCAAGCAGUUCAGUCAGCAGGGUGAUCUGAAGAAACACAUGCGGACUCACACAGGGGAGAAACCUUACAAAUGUGAGGAGUGCAGCAAGCAGUUUAGUGUGCUAGGUAAUCUGGAAAAACAUGUGCGGACUCACACCGGUGAGAAGCUCUACAGGUGUGAGGAGUGCAGCAGGCAGUUCAGUCAGCAGGGUGCUCUGAAGGCCCACAUGCGGACUCACACAGGGGAGAAACCCUACAAAUGUGAGGAGUGUAGCAGACAGUUCUGUGAGCUGGGUGAUCUGAAGAAACACAUGCGGACUCAUACAGGUGAGAAACCCUACAAGUGUGAGAAGUGCAGCAAGCAGUUCAGUGUCCUGGGUGCUCUGAAGAUUCACAUGCGGACUCAUACAGAUGAGAAACCUUACAGGUGCGAGGAGUGCAGCAAGCAGUUCAGUCAACUAAGUAAUAUGAAGGCUCACAUGCGGGCUCACACAGGUGAGAAACCAUACAAGUGUGAGGAGUGUAGCAGACAAGUCGCACAGGUGAGAAACAGGUGUGAGGAGUACUGA
This is a messenger RNA of Branchiostoma floridae (Florida lancelet), 2253 nucleotides long. RefSeq names its product zinc finger protein 845-like. NCBI's taxonomy places the organism in Eukaryota, Metazoa, Chordata, Leptocardii, Amphioxiformes, Branchiostomatidae. Gene Ontology annotation, biological process: regulation of transcription by RNA polymerase II; central nervous system development. Bases 1 to 2253 code for a protein of 750 amino acids. The transcript has 5 exons. Gene Ontology annotation, cellular component: nucleus. Gene Ontology annotation, molecular function: DNA-binding transcription factor activity, RNA polymerase II-specific; RNA polymerase II cis-regulatory region sequence-specific DNA binding. The record is from RefSeq and is a predicted model, not a curated record.